Messenger RNA from Dibothriocephalus latus, 534 nucleotides. The record is from the annotation of a GenBank genome assembly. Lineage: Eukaryota; Metazoa; Platyhelminthes; Cestoda; Diphyllobothriidea; Diphyllobothriidae.
GAUAAAAUGCUCGACGGUUACCAUAAGAAAAAAUAUGUCUGCAAGCUUCUUUUCAUAUUUCUUCUUGGCCACGACAUCGACUUUGGAUACACGGAAGCCGUGAACCUACUUUGUUCAAAUCGGUAUACAGAAAAGCAAAUUGGUUAUCUAUUCAUUUCAGUCCUCCUAAAUGACACACAUCCGCUGAUGAACUUAGUUAUAAGCCGCAUCCGCGAUGACAUGUCUAGCCGAAACGCUGUCUUUGUGAACCUGGCCCUCCAAUGCGUAGCCAAUAUUGGCAAUCGCGAAAUGGCCGAACAGUUUGCUUCAGACAUUCCAAAGUUACUCGUUUCGGGUGAGACUUCGGACUCCAUAAAACAGAAUGCUGCACUGUGUCUCCUCCGUUUACUUCGUGUGGCUCCAGACCGAAUGACUGAUUUGGACUGGAUAUCUCGAGCUAUACACCUUCUAAAUGAUCCCCAUCUGGUAAUUACCUCAGCAUUUUGCCUUCCUUUACUGUUUACGAAGUUUUGCACCGCCACCAGGCUUCUUUAG